AUGGCACCCAAAAACAUCAACCUUGGUCUCUUCUUGACAUUCAUUUCUUUUCAGUUUCACAUUUCUGCUGCACAAAGUUGGGUUCGUUCUGGUUACUGGUUAGCGGGCAGCGGCUUCCCUGCCACUCAGAUAAAUGCAGCAUUGUUCACACACCUUAUCUGUGGAUUUGCUGAAGUAGACAACUCCACAUACCAACUCUUCAUCCCUUCAAAUUAUGCACAAAACUUCACCACCUUCGCCUCGAAAGUUAAACUCAAAAACCCUUCAGUUACAACACUAAUGUCUAUAUGGAAUGGACAAGCCAAUACUGGUCAAUCCAUUAGUGAUAACAAGGUUAACUCUUCACUAUUGUCUUCCAUGGUAGCACAGCCAUCUUAUCGGAAGUCCUUUAUUGAUUCAUCGAUAAAACUAGCUAGGCUUCAUGGGUUUCAAGGCAUAGACUGGUUUUCGCUAUGGCCUAAUAGUACAGACUUGUCAAGUGUUGGAGUUCUGUUAGAAGAGUGGAGGGCUGCUAUUGCUUCUGAGGCUAGAAAUUCUAAUGAAUCAGAUUUGGUAUUGACAAUGGCGGUACGUUACUCGCCAAGUCUUGAUUCAGUGAGUUAUCCGAUAGAUAUGAUGAGGAAGAAUUUGGAUUGGGCACAUUUGGUGGCAUAUGACUACCAUAUACCUUUGAAGGAGAAAUUUACAGGCAACAAUGCUGCUAUGUAUAAUCCUACAAGCAAUGUCACCACUGAUUUUGGUUUAAAGCAAUGGAUGGGUAUGGGAAUGUGA
This is a messenger RNA of Tripterygium wilfordii, 771 nucleotides long. RefSeq names its product class V chitinase-like. The record is from RefSeq and is a predicted model, not a curated record. The transcript has a single exon. Bases 1 to 771 code for a protein of 256 amino acids. Gene Ontology annotation, cellular component: extracellular region. NCBI's taxonomy places the organism in Eukaryota, Viridiplantae, Streptophyta, Magnoliopsida, Celastrales, Celastraceae. Gene Ontology annotation, biological process: chitin catabolic process; carbohydrate metabolic process. Gene Ontology annotation, molecular function: chitinase activity; chitin binding.